CUCCGUUGUGCCGGCACAUAAAGAACAGCACAGUCAGUCAUUGUUAGGUCUAACCCUUCGUCCUCCAAGAAAGCCAAAAUGAGGGAAAUCGUGCAUCUUCAGGCCGGACAGUGCGGAAACCAGAUUGGUGCCAAGUUUUGGGAGGUGAUCAGUGACGAGCACGGCAUUGACCCAACUGGCACAUACCACGGUGACAGUGACCUGCAGCUGGACAGGAUCAAUGUCUACUACAAUGAAGCAUCAGGUGGUAAAUAUGUGCCCCGUGCUGUGCUGGUUGAUCUGGAGCCAGGCACCAUGGACUCUGUGAGGUCUGGACCUUUCGGCCAGGUCUUCAGACCAGACAACUUUGUGUUCGGCCAGAGCGGUGCUGGCAACAACUGGGCCAAGGGUCACUACACAGAGGGUGCGGAGCUGGUGGACUCUGUCCUGGAUGUGGUGAGGAAGGAGGCAGAGAGCUGCGACUGCCUUCAGGGCUUCCAGCUCACACACUCCUUGGGUGGCGGUACAGGCUCCGGCAUGGGCACAUUGCUAAUCAGCAAGAUCCGUGAAGAGUACCCCGACCGCAUCAUGAACACAUUCAGCGUGGUGCCUUCCCCAAAAGUGUCAGACACAGUCGUUGAGCCCUACAACGCCACACUAUCAGUCCACCAGCUUGUAGAAAACACAGACGAGACCUACUGCAUUGACAACGAGGCCCUGUAUGACAUCUGUUUCCGCACCCUCAAACUCACAACCCCCUCAUACGGUGAUCUCAACCACUUGGUGUCUGCCACCAUGAGUGGCGUCACCACCUGCCUCAGGUUCCCCGGACAGCUGAACGCUGACCUGCGGAAGCUCGCUGUUAACAUGGUGCCAUUCCCCCGUCUGCAUUUCUUCAUGCCCGGCUUCGCUCCCCUCACAAGCCGAGGCAGCCAGCAGUACAGGUCGCUCACCGUGCCAGAGCUCACCCAGCAGAUGUUCGACGCCAAGAACAUGAUGGCUGCCUGCGACCCACGUCACGGCCGCUACCUGACAGUGGCUGCCAUCUUCCGUGGCCGCAUGUCAAUGAAGGAGGUUGACGAGCAGAUGCUGAACGUGCAGAACAAGAACAGCAGCUACUUCGUUGAAUGGAUUCCCAACAAUGUCAAGACCGCCGUGUGCGACAUUCCUCCCCGUGGCCUCAAGAUGGCCGCCACUUUCAUCGGCAACAGCACCGCCAUCCAAGAGCUGUUCAAGCGCAUCUCCGAGCAGUUCACAGCCAUGUUCAGGCGCAAGGCUUUCCUCCAUUGGUACACCGGCGAGGGUAUGGAUGAGAUGGAGUUCACCGAGGCAGAGAGCAACAUGAACGACCUGGUGUCCGAGUACCAGCAGUACCAGGACGCCACUGCUGAGGAGGAGGGAGAGUUUGAGGAGGAAGGAGAGGAAGAGCUUGCCUAAAUGUCACUUUCAAAACAAUGCUGCCAAAUCUCGGCAGUGAAAUUUAAUGUUCAAAGUCCUUUACACUUUUUAUUUCCAAAGCUCUGCUGUCAAAAUUGUCGCAGACAGUUUCUGAAAGAGCUUCUGUGAAAUGUAAUGUUCAAAGUCCUUUCCAGUUUUCAGUGUUCUGUCUGCUGUUAAUGUAAUAAAGUUCUUCUGCGUAUUUGAA
Sebastes umbrosus (honeycomb rockfish) is the source of this 1624-nucleotide messenger RNA. It is a transcript of the gene tubb2b, whose product is annotated as tubulin, beta 2b. Gene Ontology annotation, molecular function: GTP binding; structural constituent of cytoskeleton; GTPase activity. Gene Ontology annotation, biological process: microtubule cytoskeleton organization; mitotic cell cycle. The transcript has 4 exons. The record is from RefSeq and is a predicted model, not a curated record. Gene Ontology annotation, cellular component: microtubule; cytoplasm. NCBI's taxonomy places the organism in Eukaryota, Metazoa, Chordata, Actinopteri, Perciformes, Sebastidae. The coding region runs from base 79 to 1416 and encodes 445 amino acids.